AUGCACAAAAUCUCCAACUUCACCGGUCAAGCUCGUCAUGGCUGGGAACGGAUGACGCCCGCCUUUGGGAUGUCGCGCCCUCACGCCGACAUCCAUGCCGCUUCUCAGCCCCUACGACGUCCGCAUGGUACUCCGGCCCUAACGCCUCCAACCGCCGUCGAUCCCACGGUCAAUCUCUCCUUCAACGUGCCCUUCUCGUCGUAUCUGUCCGGCCCAGAUGUCGAGGAUGUCCUCCAUGCGAGUCCUGGUGCUCUGCAGCGCUGGAUCUUUCCCGAAGGCACCCCCGAAGGCACCCCUAUCCACAACCUGCCCGUACACGUCAGUCAUGUUGAGACUCUUCGGAAACUAUGCCGCACCGUCAGUGAGACGAGUGGUGGUAGACUCGAGGCUGUCGUGACAACCUCUGAGCCCAAGUCUCUGCCUUCCGUGCAACGCCGCCACCAAGCUCUCGUUACUAAUGUCUGCCUCUCGGGUGAUGGGGAGACCGUUCGCAAGAUGAGAGCCAAGAUUUUGAACGAGACUCCCAUUUCUUUGCGAUGUGCAAACGUCGAUGUUGACAUGCAUCUGAUAAUGGACACGUCAACAAAGGGUAUUCGUGUUAACGUCCUGGAGCACCUGGACACUCUGGCUCAGUACACUGGUGCCGACAUCUUUCUCCUCAGCCCCAAGAUGGUUGACGCCGACAGUGCCGUCGUCUCCUCAUAUGGGGCCGACAAUGGCUUGGAUAACCGCUUUCGGGUUGCUAUCUACGGAGAUAUGGAGAGUGUGGAGCAUGCCAAAACACGCUUGCUCAUCAUGAUUGAUCAAAUUCUGAAACGACACGUGGAUGCCAUGAAACUCGAAUUGACAAUGCAUACCCUCGUCUGCGGUCGCACUCGGAAGAAUAUCAAGCUGAUCGAAGCUGUCACCGACACCGCAAUCUAUUUUCCACCACCAUUUCCUCGUAUCUUUGGCUAUACGCCACCUGGUGCUCACCGACGAAGCGAGGAUGAAGUCUACAUCACCGGCGAAAGCAUGGAGAAUAUCGCAAGAGCCAAGCAAAAGCUACACGAGCUUGUUUUGGGGGUUAAGAUUUAUGUCAAAGACGUCGUCUUGUCCUCUAGCAAGAUCGACAACAUUCUGUUGGACCGUUUGGACAAAGUUCGGAAAGUCAUGGAAGCUAAUGGCUCUUACGUUCUGUUCCCACAACUGGGCAGCCAGCGUGGCCUUGUGCGCAUUCAGGGAACUGAGGUUUUGCAUGUUGAGCGCACCGUGCGCGAGAUUAUGGCCUUGGCCGGUCAAUUCUACAGCGCUUCCUGGUGGAUCAUCAUGUCGGAUGCGAAUCAAGGAGGCAUCCGCUCUCCAUCUCCCCAUGAAGUCAGGCCUAUGCUAUCGGAUAUUUGCAUCAAUUCCGAUGCCGACGUGAGCUUCGAGAAUAUGACCUUCUCCAUCAAUGGAUCUGAUGACGCUGUCAAGGCCGCGAUGAAUGUCAUCUAUCAGAUCCCAUUUGUCAAACGCUGCCCAUAUCAAAUCCGCGUCAAGAUUGAACUCGCCAACGAGCACAAGGAAUUUGUGAGCGGCAAGAAGAACGGCAAAAUCAAUAAGAUUAUGGGCCAGAGCAAUGUCCAGAUCAUCUUUGAUGGAUUCAAUGAAUACAAUUUCUACAUUGAUGUCUGUGGUACUCAGUAUGAUGCUACCAAAAACGGUCUGGAUUUGGUGGAGCAAGAGAUGCCGGCAUCUAUCUCCUUCCAUGUACCGGAUCAGUAUCAUAAACGAAUCAUCGGCAUUGGUGGUCAACAUAUUCAACGCAUCAUGAAGAAGUAUUCCGUGUUUGUCAAAUUCUCCAAUGCGAUGGAUCGUGGCGGUAUCGGCAAGGAGGAUGACGAUGUCAAGGUCGACAAUGUGAUUUGCCGAACCCCGGCAAGGAAUGCACAGAGCUUGGAUCUUGUGAAGCAGGAAAUCAUGGACAUGGUCGAGAAAGUUGACGCCGAAUAUGUCUCCGAAACAGUCCUCAUCAACCGCCUUUACCACCGCGAACUCCUGACUCGUAUCCGUGAAAUCGAAGAGCUUGAGAAAAAGUGGAACUGCAAGAUUGAAUUUCCAAGUACCGAGCUCGCGAGUGAUGUGGUGACUAUUUCAGGCCCCGAAUAUCAGGUCCCCCAAGCGGUUGAUGCCUUCCUGGGAAUGGUACCUGAAAAUCAUGAAUUGUCUUUCCAGAGCUCAGCAGAAUUGAGAGAAUUUUUCAAGUCUGCAGAGUUUGCUGACGAUGUUCGUGGGAAGCUAAAGGACCAGUACGAGGUCGAUGCUGCUGUUGAUAUGGCUGCCGAGCUCCCCAAAUCUGGAGCCGAAAAUGGGACUUCAUCUCCAGUUCCUCCGGAGGAUCGGGUUGUACUUGGAUAUACUCGAAACAAUGCCGGAGGACUAAAGGACGCGAUAGAUUUCUUGAUUUCGCGUCUGGUCGCUCAUGGACUCGAUGCUACGACAGUCAAGGGCGCUAUCCCGCGUCCAAAGUCUGAUUCUUUUGAAGAGUCUCUUCCAUUCUUCGACUCCAAAUUAUUGCAGCACGCUCCGGCCCCUCUUGUGACAGACUCGCCAACUCGGCCUAGUUUCGGCGACGAUGCCAGCGAACGCGGAUCCAUUUUCGAAAGACUUCGCAAGCCCGGAAGCAUUUCGUCGUUUUCUUCGUUUAUCGGCCGUAAAAACCACGCCGCAUCGCCCGCAUCCUUCUUCAAACACGCGUCUAGUAACGCGUCCAAGGCAUCUUUGAUUUCCAUGGAAUCCCGCGACAGUGGUUAUCGGAACCCAUGGAAUGACUCGGGCGUUAACCUGCCUGAGGAAGAUAUUCACCAUGUGGGUAGUUCCCACAGCCAUAAUAGUAGCAGCAGCAAUGGCUGGCCAGCUCGCUUCGACAUGAAAUUUCCGUUUGGCACCGCGCCUGGUGACAUUACUCCUAAACAUGAUCUGCGCGCUUCUUUCGAUUCUGGUCGUCCCAGUACUUCCAAUUCUACUUCUGGAUACCCGGCCCCGAUUGGGCCACCUCGUUGA
Molecule: messenger RNA, 3024 nt
Organism: Talaromyces atroroseus
Lineage: Eukaryota; Fungi; Ascomycota; Eurotiomycetes; Eurotiales; Trichocomaceae
Exons: 5
Coding region: 1-3024 (1007 amino acids)
Biological process (GO): nuclear division
Cellular component (GO): cytoplasm; nucleus
Molecular function (GO): mRNA binding
Source: RefSeq, a predicted model, not a curated record